AUGGCCAUUGAGAAGGGCAUCACAGAGGUCGCAGACUCGGAGGAUGAGCUGAUGACGUCUUCGCCAAUGGUUGUUUCAGAUGAAGCUGCACAAGACAAGCUUUGCGCAAUAGCGCUCGUCCCAUCCCAAGAGCGACAAGACGCCUGCCAAGCAGCCGACUGCACUCACCAAACACGCGUCGAAAGCAAUGCCAAUACGACUGCAGACAAUGCGAAGUGCUUGGGUCGUAGUCCAAAUGAUGCUUCGCUCAAAGACGACGCGUCUAUCGUUGAGGAGACUAAUGUUGGAGCGCAGGACGGCGCGCAUGUCCCAACCCAUAUUGGCAAUACCGAUAUGCAACAACAAGAUGCUGACCGCGUAGCCGACAAGGAAACUACAAUUGUCCUGUUUGAAGACCAAGGAGAAGUGAUGCCUGUAACUCAACAACUCAGUGUGACGGGCAAUGAGCAACAAAAGCCAGCAGAGAACGACAAGCAUGCUGCAGCCCACGCCUUGAGUGAUAUUUCAAUCGAAGAUGCAACUCAUACCAUACAAGCCCUGCCAACAAUGUCAACAGACACAAGAGCGCAAGCAAGCAUCACUGGCUUCUCUGAUUGCGCAACUUCAGAAUUGACCAACCUUGGUCCGCUUCCGGUGACAGCUAUGCAAGGACACACUUCAUGCCCCACAAUCGGUAAGGUGGAGGACUCGGAGAAUACAUUUCGCGAUUUGCGAGCGGUCGAUGCUUGUUGGCCAACUACCGGACCAGAUGAGUCAGCGACGUACGCACAAAAGGCGAUCCCUUCAAUUCACUCAGAUCAGAGUUUGCGAGAGAAAUACGGGGAAGAACACUGUAGAACGGAAGAAACGUUGGCACCGAAAGAAGUUACCGAUGGAAAUUUUGACAUCCCACCCCCGGUACAAACCGCUUCCCUAGCUCAAUCCGACUCCUCGGCACAGCCUGACCCGAUGUCUACAAGCGUGGUACCCCUGAAGACGCCCCAGGAAGUUACCGUCGCCGAGCUCAAAGCACAGAAGGGUGCACUAUUGGCUGCUUUAGGCGCUCUUCCAGCCAUCCAAGUACUCAUGGAAGAAACGGCAUCCUCGGAUGCUGAGACGGAUAACGGUACGGACGAUCCGACAGAGGCCGACAUCAUGUCAGCGGCGAACAGGAUCGUCAAGGAACAUAUCAAGCUACUACACGAAUACAACGAAUUGAAAGACGUAGGUCAAGGCUUGAUGGGUCUCAUUGCGGAUCAGCGCGGUGUAAGAAUUGUGGAGGUCCAGGAAGAGUUUGGCAUCGACGCAAAUGACUAAGUGUUUCUGAAGCUUUGCGGGGAUAAGAAUGGGAAAUGAAGGCACGUCAUAUAAACCUUAUGUUCGAGGUGUGUACUGCUUUCACUCCGCAUAUGGCCAAUUGGCUUCCUAGUGUAUCUAGUGUGAUUCCCCGUUCAUCCAUGCCC
Messenger RNA from Pyrenophora tritici-repentis Pt-1C-BFP, 1442 nucleotides. RefSeq names its product DNA repair protein Swi5-Sae3. Gene Ontology annotation, biological process: meiotic DNA recombinase assembly involved in reciprocal meiotic recombination; meiotic joint molecule formation; double-strand break repair via homologous recombination. Lineage: Eukaryota; Fungi; Ascomycota; Dothideomycetes; Pleosporales; Pleosporaceae. The record is from RefSeq and is a predicted model, not a curated record. Gene Ontology annotation, cellular component: Swi5-Sfr1 complex; Swi5-Swi2 complex.